Soboliphyme baturini is the source of this 266-nucleotide messenger RNA. Lineage: Eukaryota; Metazoa; Nematoda; Enoplea; Dioctophymatida; Soboliphymatidae. The record is from the annotation of a GenBank genome assembly.
AUGGGUAAACCGAUGGGCAACGGAUUUCCGAUCGGGGCGGUUGUUACUAAGCGCGAAAUCGCUCAGCAUUUCGGAAACGGCAUGGAGUACUUUAACACCUAUGGCGGGAACCCAGUCGCCUGUGCAGCAGCGCUGGCGGUGCUGCAGGUGAUGCACGAUGAGAAGUUGCAGUCAAAUGCCGAGUUCACCGGCACCUACCUGCAUAGUCGUCUCUGCUGGCUGCAGUCGCUGUACCCUAACAUCAUGGGAGACGUGAGGUACUGAUC